AUGCCCAACGGCUGCACCCAACGGACAGCUAUGGGCGAGUGUGUCACCUCUGUAGCUAACCACUUAUACGAAUCGGCAUGGGACGACCCUUCACAGAAUGUGGCCGAUGAAGAAAUCCAGCUGGCUGGAAAUUUCCUAGCGGACACUGUCAGUAUCGAGGGGCCCUUGGACGACAAUGUUGGUAUGACGGAUCGUGUAACACUGGAGCUGGGCCCCGGCGCCCAGCAACAAAAGGACCCAAACGUACACCCCGGUCCCGAUAUCCAUCCCCCGUUACCUGUUACUGCACCGAAUACGGUCGCGCCUCCCCCGCUUGCCCAAGUCUUAUACCAUGUGAAACGGGAGGGUGUUCGUGAUUUCUGCCCAACUCCAGUUGAGGGUGCCAUACCAUGGAAGGAACUAGUACAGGUCCCGUAUGCAUCCUUAGACGUCUGGUCAAUCCGUCUCGGGGACAUUGUCACCGUUUGCCAAGGGGAACAGCCUGAUGGGUAUGCGAAAGUGUCGGAUCUGAGAAGUUUAGAGAAUGGGCGCUACAUGGUGACAUAUACAUGGCUAUACACGAGAGAGGAAAUUAUGGCCGAGUUUCAAACAGAGGAUGGCUUCCCACCGCAUCUCCGUAAGAACCUGGAACAAAGGUGGCCAGAAGACGCCCAUUACCACUACAUGAUCAGUACCAACCGGACGAUCACGCUCUGGGAUACGGCAGUCUCGCUUGCUCCAGAGGAGGUGGUCUCGAGGGUAUGCUACAGCUCCAUUUACAGCACAACGCCGACAAAGCGUUGGAUCUGGAGUGUGGAGAACCCUGGUUUCCGGUGGAUGAGGAAGAUUCUCGCCCUGUAG
Messenger RNA from Aspergillus melleus, 840 nucleotides. RefSeq lists its product as uncharacterized. Bases 1 to 840 code for a protein of 279 amino acids. NCBI's taxonomy places the organism in Eukaryota, Fungi, Ascomycota, Eurotiomycetes, Eurotiales, Aspergillaceae. The record is from RefSeq and is a predicted model, not a curated record. The transcript is spliced from 2 exons.